Alosa sapidissima (American shad) is the source of this 3302-nucleotide messenger RNA. RefSeq names its product hydroperoxide isomerase ALOXE3-like. Lineage: Eukaryota; Metazoa; Chordata; Actinopteri; Clupeiformes; Clupeidae. Bases 120 to 2117 code for a protein of 665 amino acids. The transcript is spliced from 14 exons. Gene Ontology annotation, molecular function: iron ion binding; protein binding; oxidoreductase activity, acting on single donors with incorporation of molecular oxygen, incorporation of two atoms of oxygen. The record is from RefSeq and is a predicted model, not a curated record. Gene Ontology annotation, biological process: lipid oxidation; linoleic acid metabolic process.
AUUACUGUUAAGAGAUAAGCUAUAGAUUAUAUGAACACACCUGUUGCUUUGGGUAUAAUAGCGUGCACUGUAGUGGAAGUAUCGGUUAGUCAGGUGUGCACCUCUCUACACAUGAAGUAAUGGUGAAAUACACGGUGACAGUAACUACUGGAGAUAAGGUGUGGCAUGGCACAUUUGACCACAUCUUCAUCACCCUCUAUGGAACGGAGGGAAAGAGUGAGCGCAAGAAACUCAAUGAAGCACCGGAGAUGAGCAAUGGUGUGGAAAAGGAGUACACUGUGGAGUGCCCUGCCAAGCUGGGUAAGGUGAUCUUGAUUAGCUUGGACAAGGAGCAGUAUCUCUUUUUGCCAGAUCAAGACUGGUACUGUCUAACGGUGAAAGUGCAUACGCCUGAAAACGAAACACUACAUUUCCCAUGCUACUCAUGGGUCAAGGAAAGACAGAUCUUACAUGUUCGAGAGGGGAAAGCAUUGACUUUGAAGAAUGAAAUUCCUGCCCUUAUGGGACACAGGUUGGAAGAACUAGAGCUUCGAAAACAACAAUUUGAGUGGAAAGAGCUGAUGGAGGGUCUCCCCCACUGCUUGGCAUUAGAGGACCCGAAGGCGCUCCCUGCUGAGUUCCGCUACUCCCUUGACAAGCGUCUGGACUUGGAGUUCACCACUAGGAUCACGAUGGCUGAACUCAAGAUGAAAUUCCUGGCCACCAGCAAGAAGCCGUGGGGCAAGCUGGAUGAUAUAAAACAGGUCUUCUGGUUCUACAAGACCCAACUAUUUGACUAUGUGACCCAGCACUGGAAAGACGAUGAGUUCUUCGGGUUCCAGCUUCUCAAUGGUGCCAAUCCAAUGAUGAUCCAAUGCUGCAAGGUGCUUCCAAAAAAGUUUGCAGUCACUGAGGAGAUGGUGACACCAUUUUUGGAAGAUAAGCUGCCAGUGGAAAUACAGAGUGGCAAUAUCUUCCUGUGUGACUAUUCCCGACUGGCUGAGGUGCCCCCAAAUGUCAUCAACAUGCGACUUCAGUACGUCCCAGCACCCUUCUGCCUGCUGUUCAAAAAUAAGCUGAACAGGCUGUUACCUAUCGCCAUCCAGCUCCAGCAGGAGCCUGGUGAAAAAAACCCGGUGUUCCUGCCCAAUGAUGAAGAGGCCUGGCUACUGGCCAAGACGCAUGUUCGGGCUGCUGACUUCAUCGAGCACCAGUUCAACUUCCAUUUGCUACGCACACACCUUCUGGCAGAGGCCUACAUCCUCGCAACGCUCCGUAAUCUGCCCUCAGCUCACCCCAUCUACAAGCUGCUGAUUCCACACAUGCGUUUCACACUCUAUGCCAACACUCUUGGCCGAGAGAAACUAAUCUCUGAGAAGGGAGCCAUCAGUAUGUACACAUCCACAGGUAGCACUGGCAUGGUGGAGGUGAUGAGGAGAGCCAUGCAUGCUCUGAAGUACAGCUCCCUCUGUCUGCCAGACGACAUCAUUGAACGCGGCCUGGACAAGGUGCCCAAGUACUACUACCGAGACGAUGGUCUGCUGGUGUGGGGUGCCCUCAGCAAGUAUGUGGAGGCCGUUAUAGCUGUGUUCUACCCUUCUGACAUGGACGUUCUAGUAGAUGAGGAACUGCAGCACUGGAUCUCAGACAUCUACAAACAUGGCUUCCUGGAGAAGGCCAGCACUGGUAUCCCCAAUUCUUUCAAAUCAACCAAAGAGGUCACCAAGUUUAUCACUAUGGUGAUCUUUACCAUGACGGCACAACACUCUGCUCUGAACAAUGGAAAUUUUGAUUUUGGGGGCUGGCUUCCCAACAGUCCAAACUCACUGCAGUCUGGAGCGCCGCAAAGCAAAGAUGAUAUCACAGAAGCCGACCUCCUGAACACACUCCCCGACAUCAACACCUCUGUCUGGGGCAUGGCCGGUGCCUGGAUCACCAGCAAGAAGGGUGCAGACUUUGUGUCUCUGGGCCAACACUCUGAGAAGUACUUCUCUGAGCCGGAGGUGCUCUCCCUGACUGACAAACUGAAGGAGGAGCUGAAGGAGAUCAGUGAGAAGAUAAAGGAGAGAAACAAAGAGAAAAAGCGGCCCUACACCUACCUGGACCCAGAAAAAAUAGAAAACAGCAUUACCAUUUAACACACACACAGACACACACACACACACACACACACACUAAUACUUUUUCACUCACACACACAUUUUCUAUAUAUUUGCACCCUCUGUUGUUUUGGCAACUGCAUUGUUGACACCUUUUCUGGUUGUCUGACUUUGGUGUGUAGCCAUGCUGUGAUGUUGUCAGGGAAGACGUAGAUAGUUCUUCUAUGAGUUGAAGAAGCAGAAAGACAGAAAUGCUCGCCAGUCUCUUUUUCCACUCCUCCAAACAUUUUGAUUAAGUGCAGUUCAACAAACUACCACUAGAUGGUACAAGGUCAACAGGAAACUAAACAGUAACAGUGCAGAUGUUACCAUUUGCAUUGUUCCUGCUCUAUUUACAGUGAAGUACUUGAUUAUCAUCAUCAAUGAAUUUAAUCACCCAAAGUGGGGAGGCAGGCAGAUUUGCAUCCAGUUUAUUUUCCACACGACAUUCUUAUAUCAGAAUACACAGACGUCAGAUUUAAUUAAGUUGCACAGUUCUUUAAGCUGGCCUAAUAAGUCAAGUGCCUCGGAAUCUGGUUUUGUGAUAGUUCUGUGCCUGUGCCUUUUCUUUUUUUUUGUGAUGUUAAUCUGUAAAAUGUUGAAUGGGAUUAGAAGAUGGGAAUUAUUUCGCUUUUGACCUGGUCUUCAUGCCAUUCCUUUGUCACAUGACUAGAGAGAACCCUGUACUCAGUUUAAGAGAGAUUAAAAAAAAGAAUAUUAACAUAUGUUUUGAAUAACAAGUGGACAAUGAGGUAUCAUUGUCUGUGAGAUCACUCACUCACACACACAUAUACCAAUGCACACAAGCACUGCAGCUUUGACACUAAUGAACUCUCAACAUGAAUCAGUCCUAUUUGGAGCCCACUAGGACUGGAUGGACUCUAAAGUUAUACCACCACAGUGAUAAAACAGUUCCAAAAAUACAAAUAAAAUGGAUGCUGUACUCAUGGCCAUGACAACUUUUUUUAAAAAUAUAAAAUCCUUUAUUAUUUCUACUUCUUGCUUAUAGCUUCAUGACUGACCUCCAAAAAUCAUCUUGUCUAUAACAAAAAGCCAAGGCUGACUAGUGUAACCUCAUUCAGUGCAUUUCCGACAAAACAAAGCCACUAGUCACUGAUCUAUUUUCAUUGAUCUAUUUUUGUAGGUGAAAGGGAACAGCUGGGUUUGUACCACGGGGCAAUUACU